This is a messenger RNA of Trichosporon asahii var. asahii CBS 2479, 927 nucleotides long. RefSeq lists its product as uncharacterized. The transcript has a single exon. NCBI's taxonomy places the organism in Eukaryota, Fungi, Basidiomycota, Tremellomycetes, Trichosporonales, Trichosporonaceae. The record is from RefSeq and is a predicted model, not a curated record. Bases 1 to 927 code for a protein of 308 amino acids.
AUGUUCGACCUUCAGGCCCUCAGUGGCUCCUUCCCCCACAUCGUCGACUCGAUCAUCCUGUUCAGUGACGACGAGACGCAGCGGACGCUUCGCCUGACCUCCCGUUUCCUCCGCCAGCAUGUCGACUUGACGUUGCACCGCGCCCUCCGAGGUUCGGUUUGGUACAUCGAGAAUGCCAGCGGGGUUUUUGUGCGAGGGCUCGAUAUCGAUAGCAUCCGCCGAGUCGUCUCCCGCUGGGACGAGCAUCCCCACUUCCCGGGGUUGAAAGCUGCCAAGGCAGUCUUCUUUUGCGACACCCCUGCAGAUACCGCGGAACAGGUAGCUAGCCAGGUUUCGCCGGAUGUGGUUCCCUACGUAUGCCACUUCAGCAGUCCGGCGCACUAUCCACUCUCCAACGCUUCGCGUGCAGUCCUGGAGGUCAGCCUUCUGGACUGUCACUGUGACGAUGAUCGACCCGAAUACGACUACGGCUUGAACACCCCCGAUGUUCUCGUCACUCUCUGGUGGCAGGGUGCAGGCUGGUAUGACCCAGUCACCGGGGUUCCGACACCGGGGCUCCCAAUGGGCGUGUUCUAUCCUCCAGGGAAAGAGCCUCGCAUUACCUCCCCGACGACCUGUCGCCUGCUGAAGCAAGUGCUCCACCCAAACCUCAAGACGCUCCGGCUCCUUUGUCCGUUGGUUCUACUGCGCCCUGAAACACCGAGCUUCAUCUUUCCGAAGCUUUCAGCCGACCUCACGCUUCCGGACGACUUCAAGAUGACGAUUGAGAUCAACUCGCUGGAAGACACCGAGUCUGAGGAGGCACGGGGGGCCCGGAAGGCAUUUGCAACUUACUUGGGUGUGACGGAGGCCCAGGUGGAGAUUGAAAGAGAGGGCAAGCAGACUCGUCCGAGUUGGUGGCCGCCUGUGUACUCCGUCUUCGUUUAG